AGCGCCACCCACACCCACUUGCCUAUUACUUUUGUGCCCUUGCGCCGUGGUCUUCUCCCCGGCCCCUGUUCUUAUCUGAUCUCUGCUCUGCCCGUGCCUCCACCUCCCUUUCUUCCUCCCUCCCCCGUUUUCUCUUCUCCCACCCCUCUUCCUUCCUCUCCCGGGUCAUGGCAAAGGUGAAAAGCGGAUAAAAUUAGCAACUGGGAGAUCAACGCAGAGAGGGGUCUUGAGAAGUGAGCUAUACUAGUAUGGUACUUGUUUCUUUCGGUGAGAAUACAAGAGGAAUUUGAGAGGAGUUGCUUUGCUCGGUGCGCGGUCAACAACAUGAUGGGAGGUGGGCUCGUGAUGGACCAGGGCAUGGUGUUCUCCGGCGUGCACAACUUCGUGGAUCUCCUGCAGCAGAACGGCGGCGACAAGAACCUCGGCUUCGGCUCGCUGAUGCCGCAGACGUCGUCCGGCGACCAGUGCGUGAUGGGCGAGGGCGACCUCGUGGACCCUCCGGCGGACAACUUCCCGGACGCCGGGGACGACGACAGCGACGACGACGUGGACGACAUCGAGGAGCUGGAGCGGCGCAUGUGGCGCGACCGCAUGAAGCUGAAGCGGCUCAAGGAGCUGCAGCAGAGCCGCGGCAAGGAGCAGGCGGGCGGCGGCGGCAUGGGGGCGGACGGCGGGCUGAAGCCGCGGCAGUCGCAGGAGCAGGCGCGGCGCAAGAAGAUGUCGCGCGCGCAGGACGGCAUCCUCAAGUACAUGCUCAAGAUGAUGGAGGUGUGCCGCGCCCAGGGGUUCGUGUACGGGAUCAUCCCGGAGAAGGGCAAGCCCGUGAGCGGCGCCUCCGACAACCUCCGCGCCUGGUGGAAGGAGAAGGUCCGUUUCGACCGCAACGGGCCAGCCGCCAUCGCCAAGUACCAGGCCGACAACGCCGUGCCGGGCUCCGAGAGCGACCUCGGCUCCGGCACCGCGAGCCCGCACUCGCUGCAGGAGUUGCAGGACACCACCCUGGGCUCUCUGCUCUCCGCGCUCAUGCAGCACUGCGAACCCCCGCAGCGGAGGUUCCCGCUCGAGAAGGGCGUGUCCCCGCCAUGGUGGCCGUCGGGCGACGAGGAGUGGUGGCCGGAGCUUGGCAUCCCCAAAGACCAGGGCCCGCCGCCGUACAAGAAGCCCCAUGACCUGAAGAAGGCCUGGAAGGUCAGCGUGCUCACCGCUGUGAUCAAGCACAUGUCGCCGGACAUCGAGAAGAUCCGGCGCCUCGUCCGCCAGUCCAAGUGCCUUCAGGACAAGAUGACCGCCAAGGAGAUCUCCACCUGGCUGGCCGUCGUGAAGCAGGAAGAGGAGCUUUACAUGAGGCUGCACCCUGGCGCGCGCCCUCCGAUGCCUUCCGGCGGCAUCGCCAGCGCCAUAUCCUUCAACGCCAGCUCCAGCGAGUACGACGUUGACGUCGCUGACGACUGCAAGGGCGACGAAGCGGGCACUCACAAGAUGGCCAUGGCCGAUCCAACUGCCUUCAAUCUCGGAGCGGCCAUGCUGAAUGACAAGUUCCUCAUGCCCGAGCUGCCUAUGAAUAUGAAAGAGGAGGCUGCCGACGUGGAGUACGUCCAGAAGAGGGGAUCGGCGACCACUGAACCCGAGCUGAUGCUGAACAACCGUGUCUACACCUGCAACAAUGGCCAGUGCCCGCAGAGCGACUACGGCUAUGGGUUCCUUGACAGGAACGCUCGCAACAGUCACCAGUACGCCUGCAAGUACAACGAUCCCCUGCCCCCAACCGUGGCCGUGGAGAACAAGCCGCCGCCGCCGCCGCCUGCACAGCAAGUCUUCCCGACGGCCUACAACCAGCCGAACCAGGCGCUGAACAACCUGGAUCUGGAUUUCAGCCUGCCGAUGGACGGCCAUCGUUCCAUCACCGAGCUGAUGAACAUGUACGACAACAACAUGGCCAACAAGAGCACGAGCAGCAACGACGAUGUCACCAUCAUAGAGAGGCCCAAUGCGCUCGCCCCAAGGAUGCAGAUGGACGAGGGCUUCUUUGGACAGGGGAAUGGAAUUGGCGGCAAUGGCGGUGGCCUGUUCGAUGAUGUCGGUAACAUGAUGCAGCAGCAGCAACAGCCCCAGGCACAGGCACCACAGCAGUUCUUCAUCCGCGACGACACUCAGUUCGGGAACCAGAUGGGCAACAUCACCGGCUCAUCGGAUUUCAGGUUUGGCUCUGGUUUCAACAUGUCCGGCACGGUCGACUACCCGCAGCAGAAGAAUGACGGCCCCAAUUGGUAUUACUGAAGAAUAAACUUGUAGGGAUUAAAAUCCUUCAUAAGCUUUUAAAUUUCGCCAUGGCACAAUCUUGUGCUUCCAUGGUGAAAAGUCUCCUCCUAAGAACUGGGUAAUUCUAUAGGUCUUUCUUAAUUUUCAUAUAGGUUUUGCAGUAGUUGCAAAUAGGCUGGAUCUUGGAACUGGUUAAAUACAUGUAUGUCCAGUCCAGCUGGUGAACCUCUUAUGGAAACUUAAUUUUAUUCCUAGUUUAAUUUGUUAGUUAAAUGCUGUUCAUAUGACUUGCUGGUGGUUGAAUUGCUGUGGUUGUUCCAGUAUUUGGUUCUGUACCUUUUAAUUGGCGAAUGUAUGAACUGCUGCUCUGAUGUUUUA
Molecule: messenger RNA, 2637 nt
Organism: Brachypodium distachyon (stiff brome)
Lineage: Eukaryota; Viridiplantae; Streptophyta; Magnoliopsida; Poales; Poaceae
Product: ETHYLENE INSENSITIVE 3-like 1 protein
Exons: 3
Coding region: 325-2277 (650 amino acids)
Cellular component (GO): nucleus
Molecular function (GO): DNA-binding transcription factor activity; DNA binding
Source: RefSeq, a predicted model, not a curated record